Molecule: messenger RNA, 480 nt
Organism: Funneliformis caledonium
Lineage: Eukaryota; Fungi; Glomeromycota; Glomeromycetes; Glomerales; Glomeraceae
Source: the annotation of a GenBank genome assembly
AUGCCACAAAAUCUCGGAUCUGAAAUUAUUCUUUUAAUCUCAGAUUUCGCCGGAAUUUCAGAUCAAGCAAUUGAGCCGAAUAUACUACAAUAUUGCGCGAACAUGGAGAACUCUACGUUAAUACAAAUUAAUACAACCAAAAUUUUCUUGUUUCGAAAUGUUCACCAAAUUUAUUCAUUUCCUAACGUUUAUGUGCCAGCUGCUAUUGCUAUAUAUGUCGAAGUUGCAGGAACUAUGUCCAGCUUCGUUACGGAAAUUGGAUUUUCAAAUCUCAACGGUGAUGUAUGCUUUCAGGCAGACAAUGGAUACAACAAUUGCUUGAACUUCAGUGGAGAUGACGCAGAAGGACGAAGUUUUUGUUCUUCCGAUGGAAUCUGGUGUUUUACAUUGGACUCUUUUGACAGAAUCGCAGGAAGUACUACUUAUUCAAUCAUGUUUGCGAAUCGAGAAUCUACCUUACAAUCAUCUGUAAUAAAAUAA